CUCCCCUUGCACUUCAUUGCACCCCCACUUGACACGCUUUCAUUAGAGCUCUGAUUGAUGAGCAGUAGUAGUUAGCACUAUAAAUUGUCUGGACUCGAGCACUCUUCAAACACAAUGGCCCGAGUAGAGGAGUCCCACUAUCGGCACUUGUUCCGUGAGUUUUUGCGCCAGAGUUACAUCAAUGGGCUGCAUCCGUUCUUAUACCAUUCACCCGUUCGUUAUGCCAAAGCUCUCUGGCUUGCACUGCUCACAGCCAUUGUGAUCUACACCCACAUAGUGAUCGUUAAUCUCACCCAGGAGUACCUGGUGCAGCCGACCGAGAUCCACAUGGUCCCCGACCUGGUGCAUGUGGCCAACAGCCCCUUUCCCGCGGUUGGGGUGUGCACCGCCAACAAAAUCAGCCAACGCCUGCUCCGGGAUUAUGCCGUUAAACUAUUCCAACACCAGGGCAACUCCUCUCUGCAGGCGGUGGCCCUAGACGUGGACGAUAUGGCCGAUCGCCUGCUGGUGCUGGCUCAGUUUUACCUGAGCCCCCUCGAAACUGAACGUUGGAACGCCUCGGAGCUGGAUCGACUGCACCGGCUGCUCUUUAGUUACUAUCACGACAGUGAAUACUCGGUGGGCGAGAUAUUGCGGAAUUUGUCGCCCGAUUGCGGGGAACUGGUCAUCAGGGGCAUCGUCUUCGGGGCGCCUGUAAACACCAGUCGAAUGUUCCUAAAGCGACCAACCUCGACGAAUGUGUGUUGCAUAUUUAACUAUCGACGUGCCAGCAAUUCCCCAUUUGCCAGCAGGAGGGCAGAGGAUGAUGCCGAAAUGAAAGCUGUUCCUAGGGUCGUCUUUGAAUCGAAUUCUAUAUUGAACAGCGUUCAGUUUGUGCUACAGGGUACACCAAAAGAGGAUUUUACCAACACCUUUAACACCAACAACGCUUUUCAUCUCACCAUUUUUCCCCAAGAGGACUAUGCCACCAUUCAAUCCACGACAUUGGGAGAGGUGCUUGUGAAUCAUAACUCCAUAGUGGAGAUUCCCAUACAGCCAAUGUUUUUUAACUCAGCUAAAGAUGUUUACGGAGUUUCACCAAAAAUACGACGUUGCUACUAUCCUGAAGAAGGCAGUCGAUUGCUGAACCAAUCGUACUACUCCAUGGAUGAAUGCCUCCUGGUAUGCCGCAUCAAGAGUAUGGUCGACCAUUGUGGCUGUGUCUCUCCUCCGAUGGUGGGAAGUUCCGUUGACUUCGCCUACUGCAUGCUACCCGAUCUUCCCUGCCUGAUGAGGUGGAAGAGCAUCUGGUAUGGCUACAAUGAGUUUGCCUUCCUGCAAGGCAAGGAGGAACACUUAGCUCAACGGCAAUGCGAACACUGUCUACCCACCUGCAACGGGGUUAGCAUGAGCAUCACCAAUAAUGUGGCACCCUUAAGAAGAACUUAUAAUAGUACUGGUUACUUAAACGGUUUACUAAAGGGAUUGAGCAACGAGCGACCAUUGGCCAUAAUUAAGCUCUUCUUUAAGCUGCGUUUUGCCCAAGCCACCAAAUCCCAGCUAGUAAGCUCAUGGGUUGUUCUUCUGAAUCGAUUUGGAGGCAUCCUUUCGCUUAUGUACGGCUUCAGCAUAGUCAGCUACAUAGAGAUCCUCUACUAUCUCACGGGAAAAGGGUUUGUCUACAUAUACAGAUCACUUACUUAUAAAAAGCUUGGCAAACGCAACUACUCCCUUUACUGGCACGAACUUAUGCCCAAGGGCCCUAAAAACCUACCGCUUCAAAAUUAGCUCCUACAUUAA
Messenger RNA from Drosophila rhopaloa, 1779 nucleotides. It is a transcript of the gene ppk18, whose product is annotated as sodium channel protein Nach. The transcript is spliced from 8 exons. The coding region runs from base 115 to 1767 and encodes 550 amino acids. Gene Ontology annotation, cellular component: membrane. The record is from RefSeq and is a predicted model, not a curated record. Gene Ontology annotation, molecular function: ligand-gated sodium channel activity. Gene Ontology annotation, biological process: sodium ion transmembrane transport. NCBI's taxonomy places the organism in Eukaryota, Metazoa, Arthropoda, Insecta, Diptera, Drosophilidae.